CGCGUUUCGAUGUCGCCGAUGUCGCCGCCCGUGCCCUACCCUCCUGCCGGCUUCGUCCAGCGGCGGCGGGAGGAGGAGGCACUGCGCCCGCAAUUACCGCCGCAGAGCGUCUCGCCGUCGACGAAUGCCAAAGCCAGCCUCAACGAGCCGCCCUCGACGAACGCCAAAGCCAGCCUCAACGAGCCGCCCUUGACGAACGCCAAAGCCAUUCUAGGCCCGUGCUGCCCGUGCUUGCCUCUCAUGUCCACCUGGGCCGACCAGAUCGAGGCCGCUCGUGGGCAGCACAGCGACGUGGCAACUUUCGACGCUGCGUGCAGCUGGGUGCAGGACGUCGCCGCUCCGCAGCGGCUCCUGCCUGACGCCUGCCUCUUGCGGCUGUAUGCUGCCUUCAAGCAGGCGACAGUUGGCCCGGCGCCGCCGCGCUCUGGCCAGUUGGACCCGAAAAAGCGCGCCAAGUGGCAGGCGUGGGACGCUGUGCGCAGCCUCGACAAAAGAGAGGCUCGCCACCUCUACUGCACGCUCGUCACACAGUUCUCAGCGGCCGCCGCGGCGGCGACGCCAACGCGAGGAGGUCAGCCUCCAACGCCAACGCCAAAGCCGACCAGCGCGCCGGCGGCCGCCACGGAGCUGCUGCCCGUGACUUCCCGCGUUCUCUCUUUUGGACCGAGCCGCAGCGGCGCAGUCGUGUACCGCGUCGCGUCGCGCUGGGCCGGCGGCGGCAGCGUGUCUACGCACCGGCGCUUCUCAGACUUCCGCACGCUGCACACGGCGCUGCGCAGCCCGCUCUCGCUCGGCGAGUUCCCGUGCGCUCGGGCGCCCUUUCAAACGAGCGCACUGGCGGCGCGCCGCGUCGGAGAGCUCUCGGCGUACAUCUCCUCGCUUCUGAGCACGGCGUGUGACGCUCUCGCCGCGGCGGACGGGGCGGGCGCGGCGGGCGGAGGGGCACGCCUUGCCGCGGUCGUGCUUGUCGACUUUUUGGGCGGGCGGCCGGAGUCCCGCGCGCAGACUCCGACGCCGAGCAAGCCGACGGUCGGUUCGGCGGCGGCGGCGGCGGCGAGCAGCGGCGGGGACGAGCCCGCGGCGGUGGCGCCAAAGCCGCUGGGGGGCAGCGCCCUAAAGUGCGGCGGGGGCAUGCUCGCAAGCCUGGCCGUCUGCAUCGGCCCCGCAGCCCCCGCCUGAGCCGAAGGCGCGCGAGAGCCGGGUGCGCGGCGGUGAGGUCCGGUUGGAGGCGGGGCGGGGACGGCGCGGGCCUUCCGGAUGCCCCAGCGCGGGACACGGUCAGGCUGCCUCGCUGCUUCCGUGUCGGCUCGCGCGGCAUCUCUCAAAUGUGACAUGUUGGGGGGCAUCUGUGAGCCCCCGCCGUGUGUUCAACCUGCUACCGCGUACCGGGUGUGUACAGUCCUCCGACCUCGUCGACACGUCAGCGUAUUUUUCGAUUUAAACAGCACAUGUCAUGCACGGUAC
Molecule: messenger RNA, 1464 nt
Organism: Emiliania huxleyi CCMP1516
Lineage: Eukaryota; Haptophyta; Isochrysidales; Noelaerhabdaceae
Exons: 2
Coding region: 10-1179 (389 amino acids)
Biological process (GO): fatty acid metabolic process
Molecular function (GO): fatty-acyl-CoA binding; phosphatidylinositol binding
Source: RefSeq, a predicted model, not a curated record